AUUAAUCUCUUAAAACAACAAAAAAAUGGAUUUCUUAAACUCAUCUGAUCGAAAUUUGACCUCAGAGGAACUGUUAAACAGAAUGCCAUCCAAAAUUCUGGUGUCCCUCACUCUGUCCGGGCUGGCACUGAUGACAACAACCAUCAACUCCCUUGUGAUUGCUGCAAUUAUUGUGACCAGGAAGCUGCACCACCCUGCCAACUAUUUAAUUUGCUCCCUUGCUGUCACAGAUUUUCUUGUAGCCGUCCUGGUGAUGCCCUUCAGCAUUGUGUAUAUUGUGAGAGAGAGCUGGAUUAUGGGGCAAGUGGUCUGUGACAUUUGGCUGUGUGUCGACAUUACCUGCUGCACGUGCUCCAUCUUGCAUCUCUCAGCUAUAGCUUUGGAUCGGUAUCGGGCAAUCACAGAUGCUGUUGAGUAUGCCAGGAAAAGGACACCCAAGCAUGCUGGCAUUAUGAUUACAGUAGUUUGGAUUAUAUCUGUCUUUAUCUCUAUGCCUCCUCUAUUCUGGAGGCACCAAGGAACUAGCCGAGAUGACGAGUGUAUCAUCAGACACGACCACAUAAUUUCCACUAUUUACUCAACAUUUGGAGCUUUCUACAUCCCAUUAGCCUUGAUUCUGAUCCUCUACUACAAAAUAUAUAAAGCAGCAAAGACGUUAUACCACAAGAGACAAGCAAGUAGGAUCUCAAAGGAGGAGCUGAAUGGCCAAGUCCUCUUGGAGAGUGGUGAGAAAAACACUAGACUCGUCUCCACACCUUAUGUGCUGGAAAAGUCUUUAUCUGAUCCAUCAACAGACUUUGAUAAAAUUCACAGCACAGUGAAAAGUCCCAGAUCUGAGUUCAAGCAUGAGAAAUCUUGGAGAAGACAAAAGAUCUCAGGUGCAAGAGAACGCAAAGCAGCCACUACCUUGGGAUUAAUCUUGGGUGCAUUUGUAAUAUGUUGGCUUCCUUUUUUUGUAAAAGAACUGGUUGUUAAUGUCUGUGAAAAAUGUAAAAUUUCUGAAGAAAUGUCAAAUUUUUUGACAUGGCUUGGGUAUCUUAAUUCCCUUAUAAAUCCACUGAUUUAUACAAUCUUUAAUGAAGAUUUCAAGAAAGCCUUCCAAAAACUUGUGCGAUGUCAAUGUUAGUUUUAAAAAAAUUUACUAUUAAAGGGUGGGAUUUAGGGAGGUAAAGUAACUAUAUAAAUGCUAAAUAAUAAAAUAUUUAAAACUUUAGAGGGAAGUAUAUUAAAACUGCUAAAAU
Galeopterus variegatus (Sunda flying lemur) is the source of this 1241-nucleotide messenger RNA. It is a transcript of the gene HTR1F, whose product is annotated as 5-hydroxytryptamine (serotonin) receptor 1F, G protein-coupled. Gene Ontology annotation, molecular function: G protein-coupled serotonin receptor activity; neurotransmitter receptor activity. Gene Ontology annotation, cellular component: dendrite; plasma membrane. Lineage: Eukaryota; Metazoa; Chordata; Mammalia; Dermoptera; Cynocephalidae. Bases 26 to 1126 code for a protein of 366 amino acids. Gene Ontology annotation, biological process: G protein-coupled receptor signaling pathway, coupled to cyclic nucleotide second messenger; chemical synaptic transmission. The record is from RefSeq and is a predicted model, not a curated record. The transcript is spliced from 2 exons.